AUGGCCUGUUCCUCUUUCCUCCUGUUACUCAUGCUGCUGCUCGCCUCCUCAUCCCUCCCUUUCGUACUGCUGCACCUUCUGCUGCUGCAACUGCUCAUGUUCAUGCUCCGGUUGGUAUUGCGGUUCUCAGCUCGCGAUCUGCAGGCCCUGGGAAGAGAGAGGGAGUCGCGGCUGCAGAUGGCGGAAUACGAACUGCGACUAGCCAAGGCUCUCAACGCGGCAGUCUAUGCGCACUUGCUGCGUCAGGGCCUGGUCACAACUGCCAUGACGAUGGAGGAGGAGUACGGCGGGCCGCUGCGACCCGUGGGUCAGUACGGCAGCGGGGCCUUGCCGGCGGCGGCGGCGGCGGCGGCGGUGUCCCCUUCCGCUGGGUCGUCGUCCGCUGAGGAGCACGUCUGGGAUUUGUGGAAGUGGUACCAGGCGGCGGCAGCGCCUCGCGCCGCCGCCGCCGCCGCCGCCGCCGCCACUGGCGAUGCAGCGACCGCGGCUGCGGUGGAAUCGGCCGCCGAGCCUCCCGACGGCCUGGCGACUGCGGUGGCGGUUAAUCCCGAUGACUUGAUUCGGCAAUUUGACCUAAAUCCGCGUUCGGAUCCAGAUUUGGAUUUGGAUUUUGGGCGGGACGGCACGACGGCGGCUGGACUGCAUGAUACAGAGCCACAGCCGGCGACCGCGGACGGUUCUUCUGCGGCUACUGCCGCUGCCAAGCAACGCAACGGUACGACAGAAACCGGCAGCGGCAGCGGGCCCGAAGAAAGUAAUGAAGCGCAGCAGCAGCAGCACCAGCUUCGGUCGCAGCUUCGGGCGGUGAAGGAGGAGCUGGCGGUGACGAGGGCACGGGCUCGAGCCGCAGUGGUAGCGGCCUGUGGAGCCGCCGCCGCCGCCGCCGCCGCCGCUGCCGCUGGUGCUACUGCUGGCGGGUCUAAAGCUACAACCUCACGGCAACAGCAGCAAAUCCAGCAGCAGCAACACCAGACGCUCAAGACGGCGCAGCUGCCAUCAAUGGAGUCACCGUCGCCGCCAUCGUUGACGCCGCAUGUGUCGUACAUCUCCGGCGACGCCGCCGUGCUGGAUCUCUUAGAUCUCGGCGUGGGAUCCUCGACCAUUUCAGGGCCUCAAAUUAUAACAGCAGCGGCAGCAGCGGCAGCAGCAGCAGCCCCAUGUACGGCAACCGGAUUAGACACUGCCGGCGGCGCUGCAAGACUAACUGACAUCAAUAAACCCAAGUUCGAAUCCGACGACAAUCAAAAAGCGGCUGCUACAGCCUCCGCCGCCGCCGCUGAAGCAGCUACAGCCGCCGGAGCGCCGCUAGCGACGUCAUCCUCGUCGGGUGGGCGCCUGGCGGCGGCAGCGGCGGCGGCGGAGGAGGCCUUGACGGCGGCGGAGGCGCCCGCGGACGUUGCAGCCUCAACGACAACAACAGCACCAGCAUUAAAUUCAACGACGGUUGAGCAGAGUGCGACGGCGUUGCCGCGGCUGUGGCAGCGGCAGGAGGUGAUCGACCCCGCCUACCACACCGCCCUGGAGGGCGUGUUGACGGGGGUGUGUGACGCACUGCCGCGUAUGAUCCCCAAUUUGAACCUGAAGAGCCGGCUGGAGGCGCUGCCGCUCCUGGUGUCCGCGGCCAAGACUCAUUCUGACUGGUCGGUACAGAGGCAGCUACUGGGGGCGGUGUUCAAUCUGGGGGCGGGGCCCGACCCCCAACAGCGGCAGGCCAUCAUAGACUCCUCCCUGGAGCUGUGUCAGGUGUUCGGAACGAGCUGGGCGGCAUCGGAGCUGCUGCAAUUGUGUGUCAAACAGGCCAGCAGUUCCUCGUGCGAGAGGCGCACCCUGGUAGCUGAGACCCUGGGGGAGGCGGUGGGGGCGGUGGACCCGGGCACUCAGGCGCAUGUGCUGCUCACACAGCUGACGCAACUGGCCAAGGACCGAAUGGAGCAGGUGACGCGGAGGGUUUUAGAAUCGGUUUUACGCUUGGCCCGGCUGGUGCCACGUCUGCCGUUCACCCGGUCGUACUACACCACCUUAGAAGGCCUGCUGCUGCCGCUAGCUACCGACGGCUCGGAGACCGUACAUGCCGCGGCCCUGUCGUACCUGGUUCCGGCGCUGCUGACGUGGCAGCCGCAGGAUACGGAGUCCGUACUGGUAUCGUCGUGCUUGGCACGGGUGGUUUCGGAGUUGAGCCAACAAGUUCGUAAUAUUGAGCAGUAUCAGCAGCACUUCUUCCAGCAGCAAUAUCAACAGCUUGCAAAGACGGCGCCGUCGCCGCCGCCGCCGCCGCCUGAUGCCGCGGCCGCUAGCAACUUUUCUGGAGCGUUCCUUCGCUACAGCCUCACAGCGCCUUCGAGUCCGGCACCGCCGACGGCGGCAGCAGCAGCGGCGGUGGGGGCUCCGCAACAGCAGGUGCCGGAAGGCCAAGCUGCCGGCGGCGGCGGCGCCGCCGCCGCCCGGGGCAGCAGCAAUCCUAACCUUGCCGACAUGGCGGCGGCGGUCCUGCCGCCGCCAUCACCGUCGCCCGCCAUGGCGCCUCCGCCGUCGCCGUCGCCGCUGCCGCCGCCUCAGUGGGUCAGUUUCGGCCGACGGCAUUUCCCCAGCGCCAGUCAUCUACUGCUGUAUCAGCUUCUGGCGCUGUACGGCAGCCUCGCGCCGGCGUUACGGCACGCGGCGCUCCGAGCUCGCCCCGCUUGGGCGCAACCCGCUGGAUCUGAAUCGGAAUUCCAAUCCGGAUCCAAAGCGGGAUCCAAAGCGGGAUCUGGCGACGCUCAUGAUGCCGCCGCCGCCAUCGCGACCGGCACCCGCCGGCCCACCCGCGGUGGCAGCUUUGGCGCCUCCGCCGGGUCAGCCGCCGCUGCAGCAGGCGGCGGCGGCGCUGCCGCCGCAGCAGUCACCAGGGAUAUCUCCGAGCUGCUGCCGUCGACCCACCGCCGUACAAACUCUCAACCGGUGUUUGGUGGCUUUGGGCCGGCGGCAGCGGCGGCCGCUGGCGGCGGCGGCGGCGCCGCCGCCGCUGCAUCCAGCGGCGGCCAGACAGGCCCUUUGGUUGGCCUUCACUCGCUCCAGAAUUUCGACCUAAUACCGUUGCAACAAAUGCUGAUUUCGAAAAGCACGUCUAGCGGCGUAUUAACGAAUGGCGACGCGACGCACGAGGCCGUCACUGCUGGCGGCGGCGGCAGCGGCGGCGGCGGAUCGUCUUUGACGCCGGAGCCGCUGGCGGCGGCGGAGGAAGGGCCGAUGGACGUACAUUCGCAUUGGGCCAAGGUGGAGGAGGGCGGGGAUGCGACCGCGGCGGCGGCGAACGAGGCUGGCUGCGCGGAAGCGGAUCAGGAACGUGCCGAGGAAGAUGCCUCCUUUGCGCUGUGGGCAACCCAUGGGUCACACAGCAGCUGGAAGACGUUGGAAUGGCUGGUGCAGCAUGUGGUUCCGGAGCUGAUCCGCCUGGUGUGCUGCGUGGGCCCUAUGUUUCCCGAGGCGCUGGAUGUACGGCGGCAGGCGGCCGUUGCCGUAGCGGCGACUUGCGGCGCGUUUGGUGGGUGUGGGUGGGCGGGUAUUCCAUUCACUCAGGCGGUGAUGGAGCCCGUGUUCCUCGUUGCGGCGGGAACUGGUGCUCAACUAACUCCAGGGGGGUUGAACUCGACUGCCGCCGGGGCUGGCGGCGGCGGCGGCGGCAGCGGCGCCGUCGCUGCUGCAGCCGGCGUUAUCGUGCCUGACUUCGACGCGCCGCUGGCAGUACGGGACGUCUGUGCCGCCGUACAGCCGCGGACGGCGGGGGCACUGCGGAUGGCAAGGCAGUGUGUGCUGCCGGUGCUACUGGUUUCGGUGCUACCAGCCUCCCGACGGUUGGCGCCGUACCUGCUACAACUGACGAGCUCAUCUCACGAGUUGCGGCAGCGCUGGCUGAUGGAGGCGCUUUCGGACUACACACAGGCGAUCACCUUCGCUUGCAGCCAGCGGCCCGAUCUAGUGCCCCAGGUGCUCUCUGUAUUUGAGGAUCUGUUGUCUGGAUCUGGAUCUCUGUCUGGUUCUGGAUCAAGUUCCGCUGCGGCUCCGAGUCAGCAGCAGUUGGCCAGCCGACGGCUACUGCCGGGCCUUAUGGCCCUGAUGUCGUACGGCGAGCCUGAGCUGCAGCGCGCGUGCGUGGGAGUACUGGCAGAGCUGGGGCAGCGCUUCCGGGACCAGGGGCCGCGGGUUUCGGAACAGGUGUUGGCGGUGUACGAUAGCUUGUUGGAGCAAAGUGGCCACACCGUACAGCUAGAGGUGCUGGCGGCGGGAACCGCUCUGGCGGCGGCGGCAGCGCCAUCGGCGGCUGUGGCGGCGGCGGCGGCGGCGCAGGUCGAAUGGCUGCUGACGGCGGUGCAGGUUGUGGCGGCGCGCCUUGCGGGGCCCGCCGGCGGCGCUGCUGGCGGGACAGCCUCCCUGGAGCAGCAACGGGCAGUGGCGGCACAGCUCUUGACCUCUCUACGUGCCGUCGCGCCGCAUGAUUUGCGGCUGCCGCGCCUUCAGGCCAAUCUAAGCGGUGCCUUGGACGCUAUGCAGCGGUGUAAGGCCCUUCUAACAGACCCACAGCAGCAGGCAGCGCUGGCGGCUCUGCUCAAGGAACGACCCGUGGGUCCGUCUACCGCCGGCGCGUCCGUCUCCUCAACGUCCACCUCCACAGCCAGCACUUCCGUAGCCACAGCCGCUGCCGUCGGCAACAGCACCGCAAUGCAGCAGCAUCGACCUUUUACGACGGUGCCGCCGCCACUGCACUCGCCAUACCCGUCGCCUUCGGCGCCAUCUAGCUCGGGGCUGUUGCAUCAGCCGGCGGCGGCAGCUGGCGGCGGCGUGGGCAGCCUGCCCAUGCAUUAUCCGUCCAUGUCGCCCUCUUGCGCCGCCUCGUCGCAAGUGGCCCUGGGUGGCGCUGACGGCGCCGGCGGCGGCGCCGGCGGGCAGCUUCGAAGCCGCUUCGAUGCAUUCCGACAGCGGCUGAUGAAGCGUCGGGACGACGCGGGCUUAAAUAGCGGGAUGUCGUCGUCUUCGUCUGCAGCGGGUGCAGGGGCAACUGGAACCGGCAAGCCGAAAGAAAGCUUUUUCAGCGAUGAUGAGGGAGAGUAG
Messenger RNA from Volvox carteri f. nagariensis, 5085 nucleotides. RefSeq lists its product as uncharacterized. Lineage: Eukaryota; Viridiplantae; Chlorophyta; Chlorophyceae; Chlamydomonadales; Volvocaceae. The transcript has 14 exons. The record is from RefSeq and is a predicted model, not a curated record. Gene Ontology annotation, molecular function: protein binding. Gene Ontology annotation, cellular component: trans-Golgi network; recycling endosome. Gene Ontology annotation, biological process: intracellular cholesterol transport. Bases 1 to 5085 code for a protein of 1694 amino acids.